GAGAUGGUCCGACCGUUGAUUAAACUAAAUGAAACAUUAGGAUUUCUUUUCAAACUUUUCACAUUUUGUAAUGGAAUUACUUGAAAAGCAGCCAUUUUGAUUACGUUGGCUUCUCUGGCCUCGCUAGUGACGUAUGCCACAUUUUCAGAAAUUUUCCAAAUGCAAUGGAGCAUGCACAGAUCCAAACGUCAGAUGGUACACAAGUGAUGACCAUCAAUGGGCAACAGCUGCAAGUGCUGCAAAUGAAUAACAGUCCCCACAUGAUUCAAGGUCCUAAUGGACAACAAAUAGUCAUACAUGCUAUACCAUCAACAGCACCAACCAUACAGGUGGCAACCCCGACUGGUCAGCAAUUACAGCAACUACAAGUACUACCACUAUCUAGUUUACAAGGUACAAGCAACAAUAUACAGCCGAUGCAGUUAGUUCAGACUCCUGACGGACAAACAUACAUCUAUCAACCCACAGCAAGUGCACCACAACCACAGAUUGACCAACAUCAGAUUAUACACCAACCCGGCACCCUAUUGAACUUGAAUGGAAAUUUACUACAAGUGGCAGGUGUUGGCGGAGUACAACCACAACAAAUUGUCAAUCAGCCGAACAUAGUCAUGAUGGUAAAUGGCAACACAGCCUCAUCGAGUGAAGGGGCCACAUCCACAGCGGGAUCUGAUGAGGAGCCAUUACUGUAUGUCAAUGCCAGGCAAUACAAACGUAUACUGAAGAGACGAGCAGCUAGGGCUAAAUUACACGAACAAGGGAAAAUACCUAAAGAAAGACCUAAAUAUCUUCAUGAGUCAAGACACAGGCACGCUAUGAACAGGAUAAGAGGUGAAGGUGGGAGAUUUAAUUCCGGCAGCAGGAAGAAUAUGGAACAACAGGAACAGAAUACGUCCACCCAGGCUAUAUUGGAUGACAUCAAGCCUGAUACAGUGUCUAUAACAAUAAUUCAGGAUGAAGAAUUACAAGAGACCCAAACGAAUCAAUGGCGAAGACUGGCCCCACAACCGAUGACAUCGACAUAGCACAUAGAAAUAGAAAUACAUUCUGAUAAAAUGAACUGAGUCUGUGGAUAUGUGAUCAUCACAACAAGGAAAGACUGUUGAAUUAGUGUUUAAAUUAUAAAUAAUAUAUCAUUGGUUUGUUUAUUAUAACACAAAAGGUAAUUGCAAUAUAUUUAAUAUCUCCCUUAUAGUU
This is a messenger RNA of Danaus plexippus (monarch butterfly), 1197 nucleotides long. RefSeq names its product nuclear transcription factor Y subunit alpha (gene Nf-YA). Gene Ontology annotation, cellular component: CCAAT-binding factor complex. Gene Ontology annotation, molecular function: DNA-binding transcription factor activity, RNA polymerase II-specific; RNA polymerase II cis-regulatory region sequence-specific DNA binding. NCBI's taxonomy places the organism in Eukaryota, Metazoa, Arthropoda, Insecta, Lepidoptera, Nymphalidae. The transcript is spliced from 9 exons. Bases 165 to 1025 code for a protein of 286 amino acids. Gene Ontology annotation, biological process: regulation of transcription by RNA polymerase II. The record is from RefSeq and is a predicted model, not a curated record.